Molecule: messenger RNA, 1419 nt
Organism: Closterium sp. Yama58-4
Lineage: Eukaryota; Viridiplantae; Streptophyta; Zygnematophyceae; Desmidiales; Closteriaceae
Source: the annotation of a GenBank genome assembly
AUGGCGCCUCAAGCUCCAGUCGCGUCAACCGCGCCGAUCGCGGCCCCGCCCGCCUCCAGACAACUCGCCGUUUCGCCCCCGUCGCCGCUUCGCGAGUCGCCCCGCAGCUCGGCUGACGUGGACGAUGUAUACCCUGACGUGUCCUCGCUUUCAAUUGGCCUGGCAAACAGCACGAUCCCGUCGCUGGAGCAUGCUGACGUGGAAGUGGUGGUCCCCAGGCGAGCGGGCGACGGGGAUGAGGCGGGGGGGAGUGGGCAGGGAACGGGAGGCGGAGAGGGGGAGGAAGGGGCGGAGGGGGGAUUCGCGAGCAUGGAUGCGAUGCUGCAGUGGGCUAUAGAGCGGUCGGACCCGGAGGCGUUGAAGCAGCAAGCCAGGGAGGUGGCGGGCCUCACACCUGACGAGCUGGAGGAGAAGAGAAAACACAUCCGCGACGUGGUGGAGGCCAUGCGCAUGCCGACCCCCGGCGACCUCAUGCGCGCCGCCAUCGCCCACAUCGCCCCCGCUGCUGCUCAUGGGGGGGCGCCAGGGGAGCAAGGGGGGGGAGAGGAGGCGCAUGAGCGCGUGGUGGGCGCGCUGCAGGAGCUGGCGCAGCUGGUGGAGCCCGUGCAUGCCGCCAACGAUCUGCACAAGCUGGGCGGGCUGUUGCCGUUGGGGGCGCUGGUGGAGCAUGGGAGCAGCGAGGUGCGCAGCAUGGCGGCACUCGUGGUGGGCAAGGCGGCGCAGAACAACCGCCAAGUGCAGCGCCAGGUGUUGGAGACGGGUGUGCUGCAAGCGCUCUUCAUGCGCCUGCACUCGCAGCACCCAACCCCGCCAGUGGGCGACGAGGAGCACGCCAGGCUGCUCUUCGCCCUCUCUGCUGCCAUCCGCGGCCACGUGGCAGCCACCCAUUGGUUCUACCGCCACAGUGGUGUGGCCCUGCUGGCCCGCCUGCUGUCCGUGCCAUCCCCCCGCACGCAGCGCAGGGCGCUCUUCCUGCUCGCUGACCUCGCUGACAGUGUGGGCGCGCGGGCAGGGGGCGAGGGGCAGGAGGGCGAGAAGGAGGGGUUGAGCAUGGCGGUAGGGUUGAAGGUGGUGGCGCUGCUAGGGGGGGAUGAGGGGGCGAGCGGGGAGCGGCUGGGGGCAGUGAGGAGGCGCAGUGAGGACGGCAGCAGCACGUGGGACCUGGACAUGCUGGAUAAGGCAGCAGCAGCGCUGCACAGCCUGCAGGGCGCCUCACCCGCCACGCGCCGAGUGCUGCUCGCAUGCUGCCACCCCGCGCUGGCAGUGGAGCGCGUGAGGGUAGCGCUGCAGGCGCACGUGGGGGAGGUGCAGCGGGGGGGAGACGAGGCAGAGUAUGAGCAGGAGGUGGCGGGGCGCCUGGCGUCGCUGCUGCUCGCCCUGCACGCACCUGGGGGAGGGGUGGAUGCUCGCCCCCACUAG